AUAAUGUCAGGAAACUAUAUCUUAUAGCUGCCAUAAAAAUGAAAGAUAGGAACGGCCACAAGUUCUUCAGUUCUCGGCAGAUGGAUUUUCAAGUUUUAUAUAAAUGUUAUAUAGUUUUAAAUAAAUUGGGUGACAAAUCGGUUUAGUAUCUACUAUCCAGAGAAUUAAAAGUCAAGACGUAGCUCUGUUACGGAGUUUAAUACAAAUAAAAUGAAGAUGUUCUGCUUUUUGAGCCUGUUUUUGGUACUUUGCUUCUCUCUGGUGUCUGCGAAGUUACUGAGUUCCCCGCCAGUGUUGAUCUGGGGCCUGGAAACCCCCCCCUCACAGAGUAUUUUCAAAGCAUUAAAAAAGGACCAAUUUACCGCGAUGAUGAAACGGCUGCAAAAGGACAACAUGAUUGUGGCUUAUUUGGCCUCCGAGCUGACGGCCAAGGACAUCAACUGUGACGUUUGCUUUCCAUACCUCAACCAGAUCAAGCCGAUGAACUUCUACAGUCAAGUGGAGGAACCAUUCCUGGCAUUGGAGAAAGUGGCCAAAGCCACUGAGGCCAUCGUCUGGCACUCCCCCUCAACCUCGGUCAUCUCCAAUCUGGAGCUGGAAAUGGAGAUGCGUUGCCAGAAGGGAAAGAUACAUUGCUUCGACCUGAAAGAUCGAAACUUUAUGGCUCACGACCAGGCGAUGGCCGUAUCCACUUACCAGUUCACCGACUGCCCAGUAGUCCACAUAUACUCGGCCUUCACGGAGGAAUCUCAUGCCUAUUUGCGGCGACAGGCGUCGAAGGAGAAUAUGCCGAUUAUAAACGAUCCUUCGGCACCACAAAUAACACAAACUAUCCAAAAAGAAAUAGAUUCCGAAAUAUCUCAUACUGGCAACAUGACCAUCCUGCGCCAUGCGAACCUUGUCAUCGCCUACAGUCGAAUCGUAGCCAUCCGAAAGGAUCGGAGAUCCACUGGGAUCAACUUCAAUACCACCUAUAUCAACAUCAUGCCAGGCAACGAAAGUGUGGCCCUGACUAUGAUCAAUGGCAAGGAUAUACUACAAGGCAUCGCCGUUGUCCUGGAAACGUCUAGCGGACCUCUGGUGCUGGAAUUUUUGCCAGUUUAUGGUAAUUGGUACUUAACUCGGGCCGUUUACGAGGGAAACGAAUCAUAUCAUCCUCGGGACUUGAUCUUCUUUUCGGGCCAGUUCAGUCUCUGUUGCGAGUCGGUGGUAUUCUUUUCAGCCAGAGAGGGUAGAAUCGUUCUCUAUUCCUUCCACAUUGAUUUUAUUCAAGAGGAAUCAUCUAGUGGUCUGAAUGAAAACUACGUGGCAAAGGACUGCUGGAGCUGCUCCCAUUUUAUCACUCCGGCCCUGGCCCAGAUCACCUUCAUAUCCGGGUUCAUACUCGUCAUGUUGACCGUCGGCCUGUCCCUGCUCUGGGGAAUCGGGAGGAAUACUUUCGUCCAGAAUGUCCAAGAGCCACCGUUACACAUCAAGGCUGAUGCCUGAACUGUUGUGGCAGCCCUCGGACCGGCUGGGCAAUGCACAUGCCACACAGUCUACAUUCAACACAUUCUGCCUAAUUCACUUGCUUACAAUUCUAAUCGCAUGAGCCCGGGGGUCGGUGGGUUGUGUGGGUCGUGUGGAUCGGUGGGAGGGGUUAGAGAUCGUAAUAAUAAUGUCAUUGUCGCGUUCUUUUAUUGUCGGUUCUAUAUUGUCAUUGCGAUUCCGCCUAAACUCUCCACUCUUCACAAUCCACGAGGAAAACAAAGAGCCACAGAAUAUAGAUUCUUCGAUAUUUUUCCCUCCUUUAA
Messenger RNA from Drosophila ananassae, 1793 nucleotides. RefSeq lists its product as uncharacterized. The record is from RefSeq and is a predicted model, not a curated record. The coding region runs from base 211 to 1488 and encodes 425 amino acids. NCBI's taxonomy places the organism in Eukaryota, Metazoa, Arthropoda, Insecta, Diptera, Drosophilidae. Gene Ontology annotation, cellular component: proton-transporting V-type ATPase complex. The transcript is spliced from 5 exons.